Selaginella moellendorffii is the source of this 2490-nucleotide messenger RNA. Its product is annotated as fatty acyl-CoA reductase 2. Bases 216 to 1964 code for a protein of 582 amino acids. NCBI's taxonomy places the organism in Eukaryota, Viridiplantae, Streptophyta, Lycopodiopsida, Selaginellales, Selaginellaceae. The transcript has 9 exons. Gene Ontology annotation, molecular function: alcohol-forming very long-chain fatty acyl-CoA reductase (NADP+) activity. Gene Ontology annotation, biological process: suberin biosynthetic process; long-chain fatty-acyl-CoA metabolic process. Gene Ontology annotation, cellular component: intracellular membrane-bounded organelle. The record is from RefSeq and is a predicted model, not a curated record.
AUCGCUUUCACAGGUGUCAAUUGAAUCCACCUAUCGCGUGGUGGAGGGUAGCUUGGGCGUAAUUGCAGAUCGAAUGUCAAGUGCGUGGACACAAACACUCCGGAACUUUUUUGCCGACUUGUACAUGCGAUCGAAUUGUGUUCCCACCUCGUGACCUCCUCCAACACUCAACAGGAUAAAACGCUUGAUUCUAUGCUCUCCUGCUGUGCAGAAGAAUGGCUCCCUCCCUGUCUUUCGAGGCGGCAAUCUAUCGGUCAGCUGGUUCUGGUUCUUCCGGUGGUCGGAACUCGAUAGCUUGUUCUUCGCGGCUGGAGACGCACCGGGUUUCGUCCACUCGCCGUCGUGCCUUGUGCUGCGCGCUGGACAUAACGCGCGACAAUGUUGCCACUGCUGCUGUUGCUACUGCUACUGCCUUUCCACGGAUUGACCAUGUCGAGCAGCAGCGGCUUGGGAUCCUCCCGUUCUUGGAGAACAAACGAAUCCUCAUCACUGGAGCUACGGGCUUCCUCGGAAAAGUGCUUGUUGAGAAGAUCCUGCGUGCGCAGCCGAAAGUGAGCAAGAUCUACCUUCUCGUGCACGCUGACAGUCACGAGAAGGCUCGGCAGAGACUGGAGAAGGAUAUACUGGAGUCGAGGCUGUUUGAGCUGAUUCGGGAGGAGUAUGGGGCCGACUAUCGCCAGUUCAUGCUUGAGAAGCUCGUUGCCAUCCCCGGAAGCGUGGAGAAGAACGAUCUGGGACUCGAGAAGCACACCAAGGAGCAGCUCCUCAGCCAGUUGGACGUUGUGGUUAACUCAGCCGCGACCACCAAGUUCUUUGAAAGAUACGACGUAGCUCUGGCCGUCAACACGAAAGGACCGCUAAACCUGUUGGAGUUUGCAAAGAAGUGCUCACGGUUGCAGUUGUUCCUGCACGUCUCCACUGCAUACUCGAACGGGCUCAGACAAGGAAGAAUUUUAGAAAAACCUCUCGCUAGCAUGUCGAACGGUAUAGCUCCUCCUCUGGACGUGUGGAAAGAGAUUGACUCUGUAAGAAACAUAAAAGCCACUUCUGAGGAACUAAAAGAGCUGGGAAUGCAAAGAGCUCAGCUUCACGGGUGGCAAGACACUUACGUUUUCACCAAAGCUAUGGGCGAAACGCUCGUCACCCAAAGCAGAGGAGACGUUCCCGUGGUCAUUCUUCGCCCGUCGGUGGUGGAAGGAACUUCCGCACAGCCAUUUGGAGGCUGGAUCCAAGGCACAAGGAUGAUGGACCCAAUGCUUCUUGCCUAUGGACUUGGCCACCUGACGGGUUUCUAUGCUGAUCCGGACUGCGUCCUCGAUGUCAUUCCAGCAGACAUGGUUGUGAACUCACUUCUGGCAGCCAUGAGCGUUCACGCUGGACGCCCCGGCCUCAGUGUCUAUCACGUUGGAUCUUCAACAGUGAACCCCUUGACGUUCCGGGAACUAGCAGUGUGUACCGAAGAGUAUUUCCAGUCCAAUCCAGUCUUGGAUGAAAACGGAAAUCCUGUCGAGCGCAGGAUGACGUUCUACGACAACAAGUUGGCAUUCUCCGUCCAUAAGUUUCUCUGCUACAGCCUCCCGAUCCAUGUAAGACCUCCAAACUUUCUUGCCUUAAAUUCUUGUUAUUCUUUUCAGGUUGCACGGUUAUCUGGCAGCCGCAAGCUUCAAAACUCUGCCAAACGAACCGCUAUCCUCGCAGAGAGACUUGAUCAGCUCGUAGAAACUUAUUCCGCUUACACUUUUUACAAAGGACGGUUUGAUAUAACGAACACCAAAACACUGUACGAGCAAAUGCUGCCCGAAGAAAAAGAAGGUUUUGGCUUUGACAUCGGGUCAAUCAGAUGGAAUGAAUAUAUAACGAAUGUACACCUACCAGGGCUCCGGAAGAACAACCGGAGCACUUUCAACACAAAAUUCCGUUUGAUCACCAUGAAAGAGUCCAUCCAAGGAUUAUUCGCAGUUUAAAGAUCUAAUUGGCAGAAGAUAUUGUCAAUACUGUAAUGUACGUAACACUUACCAAUUCUUGCCCUCAACUUUUCAUCGUACAUGACUGUCUCCUGUCUGAACAUCAGCUUCCUCGACCUCCUCAACUUCUUUAGCUUGAGCAAGUUCCUUCUUGAUCUGUUCCACAUAAAGGUCGCCAACCUUGGGAUCGUACCGUGCAGCCCGCUCAAGAUACUCCAAGGCUGCAAAUUUCUGUCCGUCCUGGCUCAACAAGCUGAAAUAAGAAAAGGAAGAAAGAGUUCAGAGAUCAGCGUGUUUGAAAGAUAGGUACCUUCCCAAAGUCACAAGGGCCACAUUAUAUUUCUUUCGGGAAGCGCCAUCCUGAGGUUCUUCCAUGCUAGCCACGCACUUGAGCGCAGCUGUGGCCUCGCCUAUUUUACCCUGCAAGCAAUAUAGUGAAUUCGGUAGCCAUCGAUGGAAAACACCAACCUGCUUGUACAGAGCGAUUCCAAGCGCCAAGUAGGCUGAAAUUUGAAGCUUAUUGUCC